Drosophila serrata is the source of this 1677-nucleotide messenger RNA. RefSeq names its product putative ATP-dependent RNA helicase Dbp21E2 (gene Dbp21E2). Lineage: Eukaryota; Metazoa; Arthropoda; Insecta; Diptera; Drosophilidae. Gene Ontology annotation, molecular function: RNA helicase activity; nucleic acid binding; ATP binding. The record is from RefSeq and is a predicted model, not a curated record. Gene Ontology annotation, cellular component: cytosol.
GAAUUAAAAACAUUGGAUAAUCCGGAAUUUUUAAAGAAUGCUAAACCUAUCCCUGGUGCUGCGGGUGCAAUCCUCCAGACAUGUCACUUCCUAUGCCACCGCGGCGUCUACCAGGUUAAAGCCGCAGAACUCGAAGGUGCGUGAAAAGCCCAGAAAGAAGCAGCCAGAGGAGAAUCCUCUAGUCUCGUGCCGGCGAACACAGUUCAAUUUAACCCAACACGAGCGCCCAGAUGCCAAGUUUGGGAGCCUGGCACUGGCCUCCAGCGGAUGGCUGCACCACAAGUCCAAGGGCGACUACUUCAUUCUGAAUGCCAGCGUCGGAGCGGAGGAAUUGCAACGGGAGAUGCAGAGCGUUGAGGAGUUCCUGGAGACAUCGUCAAUAAAGGUGCAUCCGCAGCUGCUAGAGAACCUGCAAGGGGAACUGGGAAUCCGACAGCUGACCGGCAUUCAGGUGCAGGGACUGCCUAUUGUCCACGAGGGCGGUCACUGCCUGAUCGCUGCCGAGACGGGAUGCGGCAAGACACUAACAUAUCUGCUGCCAAUUCUGGACAGGCUGCUCCAGCGAGAAGCGCCCGAACGCAGGCUUAACACGCCUCGAGCUCUGAUCCUCACACCGGGCCGGGAAUUGGCCACACAGAUAGCCGCGGUUACGGAGAAGCUUACCCAGGGCACGGAUCUCAAGGUUAGGUCCCUGUUGGGCGGCAACACCAAGCAGCUGAUGAUGAGCCCGCAGUUCGAGAAGGUGGACGUACUUGUGGCAACUCUGGGUGCCCUGAGCAAGCUGGUGACCACUGGCAUCUACCGGAUGGAGCAGGUGCGACACUUGGUCCUCGACGAAGCGGACACACUGCUGGACGACACCUUUACGGACAAGCUCACCUAUUUCCUCAGACGGUUUCCCUUCCACUUGGUUAACAAGCCGGAUGCUGGUACACAGCUCAUCCUGGCCUCCGCUACGAUGCCCACAAAUACCAGGGAGAUCCUGCACAAGGUCAUCGAUGUGGACACCAUCCGGGAGGUGGUGAGUCCGAACCUGCACCGCCUGAUGCCGCACGUGACCCAGAAGUUCCUGCGCAUGUCCAAGGCAGACCGCCCCGCCACUUUACUGUCGCUCGUCAAGCAGGAUCUGACCAAGCGACGACCAGUGAUCCUGUUCAGCAACAAGUCGGCCACCAGCGACUACGUCUCCAUCUUCCUUAACAACAGUGGCGUGAACUGCCUCAACCUGAACGGCGACAUGCUGAUGAAAAUCCGCCUUGGCCGCUUUGAGCAGUUUCAAAACGGUAGCUGUGACGUGCUCUCCACCACGGACGUGGGCAGCCGUGGCUUAGACACCACCCGGGCCCGACAUGUCAUCAAUUUUGACUUUCCCUUACACGUGUCAGAUUAUAUCCAUCGCUGCGGGCGUAUCGGUCGCGUGGGCAGUGUGGAUAAGGCUCUGGUUACCAACUUGAUCUCGUCGCGGCGCGAGAUUGACGUUGUCCAGCGGAUAGAGCACACGGCGCGCACGGGCGGCUUGCUGCCGGAUGUGAAUGCCAACAUCAGGAACAUUAUCAACAAGCGGAUAAUGGCCGAGAUGAAGGCAGCGGGGGUGCCGGUUCCACAACAAGCUCAGGAAGAGGCCUUUUAGCCGUUUGUUUUGUUCUGUAAGUCAAUAAAAUGUUUUGUUUUCCUCAA